AUGUACCAAGCACACAUUCUAACCUACCAUAUAUUGUUUAUUAAACAGGACUUUACGUCAGAUUUCUAUUUCCGCCAGUCGUGGCGCGACUCGCGGCUGGCAUUCAUGAAAAGGCCGGGCAUUGACGCCCUGUUCGUGGGGGCGGAGGUGUCGGACAAGAUAUGGGUGCCUGAUACUUUUUUCGCCAAUGAAAAGUCCGCUCAGUUCCAUAGGGCCACCACUGAAAACACGUUUAUCCGCAUUAAAUCCAAUGGCGAAGUGUUACGCUCAAUUAGAUUAACCAUCACAUCCUCCUGUCCAAUGAAUUUACAAUACUUUCCAAUGGAUCGCCAGAGUUGUACGAUCGAGGUCGAAAGCUGUGAGUAA
Messenger RNA from Medioppia subpectinata, 366 nucleotides. NCBI's taxonomy places the organism in Eukaryota, Metazoa, Arthropoda, Arachnida, Sarcoptiformes, Oppiidae. The record is from the annotation of a GenBank genome assembly.